Molecule: messenger RNA, 2064 nt
Organism: Macrosteles quadrilineatus (aster leafhopper)
Lineage: Eukaryota; Metazoa; Arthropoda; Insecta; Hemiptera; Cicadellidae
Product: elongation of very long chain fatty acids protein 7-like
Exons: 6
Coding region: 86-934 (282 amino acids)
Biological process (GO): sphingolipid biosynthetic process; fatty acid elongation, polyunsaturated fatty acid; fatty acid elongation, saturated fatty acid
Cellular component (GO): endoplasmic reticulum membrane
Molecular function (GO): fatty acid elongase activity
Source: RefSeq, a predicted model, not a curated record
ACCACCGCUAAGGAUACGCGCGACGUACUAACGCCGUCGCACCGCCGUUGUGCACAACCAUUGGAUUACUUUUUUCUAAGGCAGGAUGACUUCCAUAUACAACAACACCGUCUACAAUGGCCUCACGAGCUACUGGGACUUUCUCUUCACAGAUCUCGCCGACCCCCGCACCAACAGCUGGCCUCUUAUAAGCAGCCCAGUCCCUGGACUGACGAUCAUGGGGGCCUACCUAUACUUUGUCUUGAACUGGGGCCCAAAGUACAUGUCGCAUCGCAAACCCUUCAGGCUGACCAACAUCCUCAUAGUCUACAACUUCCUACAAGUUCUCGUUAGCGUCUGGCUGUUCUGGGAGGCCCUGGAUGGUGCAUGGUUGUACAACUACAGUUGGAAGUGUGAGCCUGUCGACUGGUCUUGGACACCCCCCGCUCUUAGAGUCGCCCGCGGUUUCUACAUCUACUUCCUGGCUAAACUCACCGAACUUUUGGAUACGGUGUUCUUUGUGCUACGCAAGAAGGACAAACAGGUGACAUUCCUGCACCUGUAUCACCACACAGUGAUGCCAAUGAUCUCGUGGGGCGCCACCAAGUAUUACCCCGGCGGCCAUGGCAGCUUCAUCGGAAUGAUCAACAGCUUCGUGCAUAUAAUCAUGUAUACCUACUACCUGCUAGCAGCUCUGGGGCCCAAGUUACACCCUUACCUGUGGUGGAAGAAGUAUAUUACCACGCUUCAGCUGGCCCAGUUUUGCAUAGCCUUCGUCCACUCCCUCCAGCUGCUGAUCUACGACUGUGAAUAUCCACGGUUUUCCCUCUUCUUCAUCCUUCCUAACGCAAUCUUCUUCUACUAUCUGUUCAACGACUUUUACAACAAAGCCUAUCCAGAGAGAAUGCAACAGCUGCGAAAGCAGAAAGAACAAAAAGAUACAAAGGCAGAGUAAAUGAAUGAAUGGUUGUCAGAAGUGGCAUGAUGUUGAAAAUGGGGUUUCCUGAGAGUUCAGCGUGAAUGAGGAAGUCAUACCCAGUUUUCAGGCAAUGAUUUUAGGUUAUAUUUUUGUGACGACACCAAGAAUCUGUGAUUCACGGUAAAAAAAGAGGAAAACAAACUAAUGAUAACGACUUCUCAGCCUUGAAAAGGUUUUUCCCAUUUUGUUUAUAAAUUGCUUGUUUACUGAUUCAAUGGGGAAUUGUGCAAUUAUUGACAAUGAAUAGAACCAGACCUAAUGAGAUCUGGGGAUCUUAUGAGUGAAACUAAUUUUGCAAGAUGUAGACUUUUGUUUACAUUUAGUGGUUCUUCUUGACCGUGUAGCUAAAAACUCAGUCGCAGAUAAACUGUGGUUGAUCUGGACACUAUCAGUGGUUUAAACUAUGCACAGUACUUGGAUAAACAAUGGUACAACCUUUACAAUAAUCUUGGCAGUGUAUCUAAAGUCAAUGAUGCAUCCAAGACAACGACCAUUAAGGUAAUAAGCAGAUUUUUCAACUAAACAAAGUCAACUGGAUAUCAUUAUGUGAGUAGAUUGUUGGAGCAAUGUCGUUCUGUAAAUUGUCAAACUUCAAACUUAUUGUUAUUCCAAAGACUACAGUUAAUUGUAAUGCCGUUUUGUUUACUUAAGUUCAAUUAAACAUGUUUGUACUAUAUGACGAGCCAAAAAUAAUACUGAACAUCCUAGUAUAGUACAAAGAUAAAGACUGUUUCUGGGUAGAAAUAUUUAUAUGCAGAUUGAAUGUGCUAGUGUAAAACACAUAGAACAAGAAAUGUUUAAACUUACGUUUUUUAUAAACACCACGACACAGACUCUAUAUAGAGGAAGAGGACUCGUGUAACAUUAAAAAUACCCCCGCCGCAGCAAACCUGCAGACUAAGCGAAUUUCCAUUUGACUGAUUGGAUUUACACUGAAAUGUCUACUUAAAAAUAUAACAUUUAUUCUCUAUUUAAAUAUAAUUAGUUUAACUAGUACUUAGGUUUGCUGCAUCAGGGAGGGUAAAACUGUUUUUUUUUUGUAAAACGUUAAUAGUUAGUAAGAAAUAAAAACAUUUUCCAAAUUUGAUCAAAAUAUGUUCAUAAAC